GGUCAAGAAAUGUGAAAGGAUCAAUAAAAGUUGUCAAGAAAACAAUUAAGAUGGAAUAUAUUUUGAUCUUUGGUUUUGUUUCGACACUGUUGUUGAUCAUUAAGACUGAUGCUACUAGGGUUCAUGGAGUUAAAAGAAUUGACAUAAACCAAGAAGCUGGUUUUGAUGAGAACUAUGUGGUUACAUGGGGACAAGAUCACGUCUUCAAAUCCUACCAAGGCAAAGAAGUUCAGCUCUCCAUGGAUUAUUCUUCAGGUUCUGGCUUUGAGUCCAAAAACCACUACGGUUCAGGACUUUUCCAAAUGAGAAUCAAAGUGUUUGGAAACAAUUCUGCUGGUGUUGUCACUGCCUUUUACUUGACUUCUAAAGGAGACACCCAAGACGAGGUUGACUUUGAGUUCUUGGGGAACAUAGAAGGCAAACCAAUAACAUUACAGACAAAUGUGUACACUGAAGGCAAAGGAAAUAGAGAACAAAGGUUUUCUCUUUGGUUCGAUCCAACUACUGAUUUCCACACUUAUGGCAUUCUUUGGAAUCCAUAUCAUAUCGUGUUUUACGUGGAUAAUAUCCCAAUAAGAGUGUUCAAUAACAAUACAAGCACUGGCAUGAGCUAUCCAUCAAAGCCUAUGCAAGUGGUGAGUAGUUUGUGGAACGGAGAAAAUUGGGCAACAGAUGGUGGCAAAACCAAGAUUAAUUGGGCCUAUGCUCCAUUUAAGGCCAAUUUUCAAGGUUUCUCCGACUCCGGUUGUCAUGUCGAUGAUCUGAGUAACAAUUCCAAAGCUUGUGGUUCAUCAAUGUAUUGGUGGAACACCAUGAAGUAUAAUUGUCUUAGCAUCUACGAGCAGAAAGUCUACAAGAAUGUUAGAGAGAAAUAUAUGAACUAUGACUAUUGUUCUGAUCAAGCUAGAUUUCCUAUUUUUCCUAAUGAAUGUCGAUAUAAUGAAAUAUAA
This is a messenger RNA of Arabidopsis lyrata subsp. lyrata, 950 nucleotides long. Its product is annotated as putative xyloglucan endotransglucosylase/hydrolase protein 1. Gene Ontology annotation, cellular component: apoplast; cell wall. Gene Ontology annotation, molecular function: hydrolase activity, hydrolyzing O-glycosyl compounds; xyloglucan:xyloglucosyl transferase activity. The coding region runs from base 51 to 950 and encodes 299 amino acids. The record is from RefSeq and is a predicted model, not a curated record. Gene Ontology annotation, biological process: cell wall biogenesis; xyloglucan metabolic process. The transcript is spliced from 4 exons. Lineage: Eukaryota; Viridiplantae; Streptophyta; Magnoliopsida; Brassicales; Brassicaceae.